AUGGAUUCAUCAUCACCACCACCACGACCACAAUCCUAUCAACCCACGUUGAGUCUACCACAACACCCAACUGAAAACGACGAUGAUCAACCAUCAACGGUAGUAGGGGUCCAUGGGGAUGGAGGAGUAGGAGAUGAUGCUCCUGCAGCAGCAGCAUCAUCAUCUAGUCGACCCAAGCGCCAAAAAUCACUUGUGCGUCCUGAAAGAGAACGCAUUGAUGAACACCACCGCCAAUAUCAUUAUCGACACCUUGCUAGUGCCACCAGUACCCGUGAUAGAAUUGAACCCAGCACCACAGGAAGUCGUCCUUCACGUUCAACGCCUAAACGCUAUACAUCUAGUAGAGGCAUUGAUCCCAAUGCACCUGUACGACGUGGCCAAAGUAUCCUAGGUCGGAAUGAAAAACGUGCCGAACAGGAUGAUGUAGUGGCUAGUGCUAUUGAUCUCUCCAUGUCAAAGUCUAAACGAAAGCGUUGUGGAUGCUCCAAUCUUUGGAUGACGUAUUGCCGCAUCAUCACUUGCUGCAUCCCUGGUCCUUUGCUACAACUUGCUGGUAUACCCAAAGGCCAAGCACAAAUGGCAUGGCGUGAAAAGAUUGGGUUGUUGUCAUUCAUCGCUUGUGUCAUGGGCUUUGUUGGGUUCCUGACAUUUGGAUUUACGCAAACGGUGUGCCCAACACCGCCAAUGACUGUUCAAGGAGGAGCUGUGAGCCCUGGCUACCUGAUUAUUCGUGGAUGGGCCUACAUGCUUGCUAAUUGGAACGCUCAUCCACCCAUCCCAGGACAAACAAGUGAUCCAACCAACAUCUUGUAUGCGCCUAUUGAUGCUGGUGGUAUGGAUGCCUCAUUCUUAUUUCAAGAACGUCGACCAGCAGUGUGUGAAAAUGUGUUCCCCCCUAAGCAACCAGCUUCAUCAAGUUGGGCAUCUCUUGGAGUAACCCAACAGACACCUACUACACCAGAGGUUUAUUUUCCAUGCCAAAUGUUCAAUCCAAAUGAUACAUCCACCAAGUCACUUGCCACCAGUACAUCAGCCUCACCAUGCCAUUUAUCCAACACAGCUCGUACAGCGCUUCAACAAUUCCAAACACAAGGUAUCCCAAAAGCUGAUGGCUCGGGAUUCGACAAGAUUGCACGCGUUUAUUACACUUGGGAAAGCAUCAACAGCACCGAUUUCUUAAUGGUGUAUAAUGGCGAUGUCCUCAACUUGAAAUUGCUUGAGCUUUUAUCAUCCACUCAAUACGAUAUCAAACCUGAUAGCCUUAUCUCACAAAUCCUUAACAAUCGCGCUGCUUUUGGUGGUCGUGACAUGACACGAUACAUUUCCACUAGCCGUCGUCAAGGGAUGAAUUGGGAACAGGAAGCCAAAUGCUUGGCAACGCUCAUCAAAGUUGGCUCCAUCGAUACACUUAGCAUUGGAUGUAUGGCUUCUGAGAUUGUAUUGUAUCUUUCUUUGGUUGUCAUUCUUGGUGUUAUCCUUGCACGCUUUUCGUUGGCUGUCAUUUUUGGCUGGUGUCUAAGCUGGCGUCUUGGCAACUUUAAGGAAGAGCGUUCUUAUACCGCACGUAUGCAACGUGAAGCCGAACUUGAAAGAUGGACACAAGAUAUUCAUACAGCUGCACCUCUCGGCAAUCGGCCUUCGGCUCCCGUACCCCCACAAAUGCGUAAACGAAGUUUGUUGCCUCAAACAUCACGUUUCACACAGCCACUUCCCAAUUCGACUCGCUUUGACGCCGAACGACCACCAACCCCUAUUUGGAAGACGCCAUCAAGCACCCUUGAGGAUUAUACUGUGCGCCGUUUUUCACAAUAUCAGCUAUCACCAUCGCCAUCACCAUCAUCACGCCAUCUUCCUGCAUUAAACGGCAACAACAUCACAUUGCCUGGUAGCACAUUUCGACGAUCAUCCAUUUCGUCAUCAGAGGCACAUAGCAACAGUGGAGGAGCCACCUUGAUACCUACACCAACAUGUCCAUAUCCAUUGUCACCACACGCAUUACCACAACCACCACAAGAUUACAUGCCAUUCAAUUAUCCACUUGCACAUACCAUUUGCCUUGUCACUUGCUAUUCAGAAGGCAUGGAUGGUGUACGUACUACAUUAGAUUCCAUUGCCACGAGCGAUUACCCCAACUCGCACAAGUUGAUUCUUGUCGUAUGCGAUGGCCUUAUUACAGGUCAUGGUGAAUCCAUGUCAACACCCGAUGUGUGCGUUGCCAUGAUGCGGGAUUUCCUUGUACCACCUGAUCAAGUAGAAGCUGGUGAUUACAUCGCUAUUGCUGAUGGUUCCAAACGCAACAACAUGGCCAAGGUGUACGCAGGCUUUUAUAAAUACGAUGAUGAAACGGUGGAUCCUGCACAUCAACAACGCGUCCCCAUGAUCACCGUUGUCAAGUGUGGUACACCAGCAGAAGCAGACGAAAAGAAACCUGGCAACCGUGGCAAACGAGACUCUCAAAUCAUCCUCAUGCAAUUCAUGCAAAAGGUGCUUUUUGAUGAGCGUAUGACAACGAUGGAAUAUACCUUUUUCAACAGCAUAUGGCAAAUCACAGGCAUUCCCCCUGAUCGAUACGAGAUUGUCCUCAUGGUUGACGCUGAUACAAAACUCUUCCCUGAUGCUCUCAGCCGAUUGGUCUCUUGCGCUGUCAAAGAUCCUGAAAUCACUGGUCUUUGUGGUGAGACGCGUAUUGCCAACAAGACACAAAGUUGGGUAUCGGCUAUUCAAGUGUUUGAAUAUUACAUCUCUCACCACCAGAGCAAGGCCUUUGAAUCGAUCUUUGGUGGUGUCACGUGUUUACCAGGUUGCUUUUGCAUGUAUCGAAUCAAGGCACCCAAGGGACCUAAUGGCUAUUGGGUACCUAUUCUUGCAAAUCCUGAUAUUGUGGAACAUUAUUCGGAGAAUGUCGUGGAUACCCUGCAUAAAAAGAACUUGCUGUUGCUUGGUGAAGAUCGUUAUCUUUCUACCUUGAUGCUCAAGACAUUCCCCAAUCGCAAGAUGAUGUUUGUUCCUCAAGCAGUAUGCAAGACCAUUGUGCCUGACACAUUCCGCGUAUUGCUAUCUCAACGUCGUAGAUGGAUCAAUUCCACCAUCCACAACUUGAUGGAGCUCGUAUUGGUGCAUGAUUUGUGUGGUACAUUUUGCUUCUCGAUGCAAUUUGUCGUGUUCAUGGAGUUGGUUGGUACACUUGCAUUACCUGCUGCCAUCUCUUUCACGCUGUACUUGAUCAUUCUUGCCAUCUUGGGACGCCCCGCUAUCAUUCCAUUGCUCUUACUUGCGUUGAUUCUUGGUUUACCUGCCGUCUUAAUUGUCAUGACAAGUCGCAAGAUCUUGUAUGUGGGAUGGAUGAUUGUAUACUUGUUUUCAUUACCCAUCUGGAACUUUGUGUUGCCAACAUACGCCUAUUGGCAUUUUGAUGACUUUUCUUGGGGCGAUACUCGCAAGGUCGAAGGCGGUGGCAAGGAUAAAGGUGGUCAUGGAGACAAGGAAGGCGAAUUUGAUGCAAGUCGUGCUACCAUGAAAAAGUGGAGUGAAUAUGAAAAGGAACGUCGAAUACGUCAAGCUGUCGAAAUGCAAAUGCCCAUUCCACGUUUCAAGUCGGAUAGCAUGUAUCUACCUUCGGAUGAUAGCCUCUUGCUCAAACCACCCUCACCCUAUUAUGCAUCCAGUGAGCCACGCUAUUCACCUCUUUCGGAAGAUCUCCAUGGUGAUUAUUUCCCUCCUCAACAGCAGCAAUCACUUACACCACCUACACCACAGCCACGCGCCUCUUUUCAUAAUAACAUGACUGCUGCUGCUGUUGCUGCUCAUCACCAUCCAUCAUCAUCUCCCCCUUCUUCAUCACCCUUACAACAUUCACCGUCUCCACCAUCUGCACCUCGUCGUGUCUAUGCUGCACAACGUAGAUCGACAAAUCGUGUGGAUGGCCCAUAA
Lichtheimia ornata is the source of this 3930-nucleotide messenger RNA. RefSeq lists its product as uncharacterized. Bases 1 to 3930 code for a protein of 1309 amino acids. NCBI's taxonomy places the organism in Eukaryota, Fungi, Mucoromycota, Mucoromycetes, Mucorales, Lichtheimiaceae. Gene Ontology annotation, cellular component: cell septum; cell periphery. Gene Ontology annotation, molecular function: chitin synthase activity. The record is from RefSeq and is a predicted model, not a curated record. The transcript is spliced from 6 exons.